AUGUCAAACUACACAGACUGGACAUACAGGUGGUACAGAGAGGAUCAACUACAGAGUCCUGGUUCACCUUCUAAAACCAUCACUACUCUGUCUGACCAGGUGAGUCAGUACCAGUGUCAGGGGAGAAGAACAGAUCGUCCCCAGUCGUCACAACGCAGUGAUUACCUCCACAUCAGUGUCACUGCUAAUCAAACAAAGGCCACACUGAGUUCAGACCAACAGGACAUAUUGACAGGAGACAGUGUGACACUGACCUGCACUGUAGAAUCUUCUGGAUGGAGGUUUUACUGGUACAAACACAAACAAGACUCUGAACCUGUAAAAACAACCUCUGGAUCCUCCUACACACUCAGCCAGGUCAGUGUCUCUGAUGGAGGACAGUACAGGUGUAGAGCUGGGAGAGGAGACCCUGUCUACUACACCCAGUACAGUGAACCAGUCCACAUACAGGUUACUGCUCCACCAACAGCCUCAGUGAGUGUCUCUCCUCAUGGUCUCCUCUACUCUGGAGAGUCUGUUACUCUGCAGUGUGACAUAUCAAACUACACAGGCUGGACAUACUGGUGGUACAGAAAGGAUCAACUACAGAGUCCUGGUUCACCUUCUAAAACCAUCAGCACUCUGUCUGACCAGGUGAGUCAGUACCAGUGUCAGGGGAGAAGAACAGAUCGUCCCCAGUCGUCACAACGCAGUGUUUUCCUCAAAAUCAGUGUCACUGCUAAUCAGCCAAAGGCCACCCUGAGUUCAGACCAAAAGGACAUCUUGACAGGAGACAGUGUGACACUGACCUGUACUGUAGAGUCUUCUGGAUGGAGGUUUUACUGGUACAGACACAGACAAGACUCUGAACCAGUGGCUUCAACCUCUGGAUCCUCCUACACACUCAGCCAGGUCAGUGUCUCUGAUGGAGGACAGUACAGGUGUAGAGCUGGGAGAGGAGACCCUGUCUACUACACCCAGUACAGUGAACCAGUCCACAUACAGGUUACUGCUCCACCAACAGCCUCAGUGAGUGUCUCUCCUCAUGGUCUCCUCUACUCUGGAGAGUCUGUUACUCUGCAGUGUGACAUAUCAGACUACACAGACUGGACAUACAGGUGGUACAGAAAUAAACAACUACAGAGUCCUGGUUCACCUUCUAAAACCAUCAGCACUCUGUCUGACCAGGUGAGUCAGUACCAGUGUCAGGGGAGAAGAACAGAUCGUCCCCAGUCGUCACAACGCAGUGUUUUCCUCAAAAUCAGUGUCACUGCUAAUCAGCCAAAGGCCACCCUGAGUUCAGACCAAAAGGACAUCUUGACAGGAGACAGUGUGACACUGACCUGUACUGUAGAGUCUUCUGGAUGGAGGUUUUACUGGUACAGACACAGACAAGACUCUGAACCAGUGGCUUCAACCUCUGGAUCCUCCUACACACUCAGCCAGGUCAAUGUCUCUGAUGGAGGACAGUACAGGUGUAGAGCUGGGAGAGGAGACCCUGUCUACUACACCCAGUACAGUGAACCAGUCCACAUACAGGUUACUGCUCCACCAACAGCCUCAGUGAGUGUCUCUCCUCAUGGUCUCCUCUACUCUGGAGAGUCUGUUACUCUGCAGUGUGACAUAUCAAACUACACAGGCUGGACAUACUGGUGGUACAGAAAGGAUCAACUACAGAGUCCUGGUUCACCUUCUAAAACCAUCAGCACUCUGUCUGACCAGGUGAGUCAGUACCAGUGUCAGGGGAGAAGAACAGAUCGUCCCCAGUCGUCACAACGCAGUGUUUUCCUCAAAAUCAGUGUCACUGCUAAUCAGCCAAAGGCCACCCUGAGUUCAGACCAAAAGGACAUCUUGACAGGAGACAGUGUGACACUGACCUGUACUGUAGAGUCUUCUGGAUGGAGGUUUUACUGGUACAGACACAGACAAGACUCUGAACCAGUGGCUUCAACCUCUGGAUCCUCCUACACACUCAGCCAGGUCAGUGUCUCUGAUGGAGGACAGUACAGGUGUAGAGCUGGGAGAGGAGACCCUGUCUACUACACCCAGUACAGUGAACCAGUCCACAUACAGGUUACUGCUCCACCAACAGCCUCAGUGAGUGUCUCUCCUCAUGGUCUCCUCUACUCUGGAGAGUCUGUUACUCUGCAGUGUGACAUAUCAGACUACACAGACUGGACAUACAGGUGGUACAGAAAUAAACAACUACAGAGUCCUGGUUCACCUUCUAAAACCAUCAGCACUCUGUCUGACCAGGUGAGUCAGUACCAGUGUCAGGGGAGAAGAACAGAUCGUCCCCAGUCGUCACAACGCAGUGUUUUCCUCAAAAUCAGUGUCACUGCUAAUCAGCCAAAGGCCACCCUGAGUUCAGACCAAAAGGACAUCUUGACAGGAGACAGUGUGACACUGACCUGUACUGUAGAGUCUUCUGGAUGGAGGUUUUACUGGUACAGACACAGACAAGACUCUGAACCAGUGGCUACAACCUCUGGAUCCUCCUACACACUCAGCCAGGUCAAUGUCUCUGAUGGAGGACAGUACAGGUGUAGAGCUGGGAGAGGAGACCCUGUCUACUACACCCAGUACAGUGAACCAGUCCACAUACAGGUUACUGCUCCACCAACAGCCUCAGUGAGUGUCUCUCCUCAUGGUCUCCUCUACUCUGGAGAGUCUGUUACUCUGCAGUGUGACAUAUCAGACUACACAGACUGGACAUACAGGUGGUACAGAAAUAAACAACUACAGAGUCCUGGUUCACCUUCUAAAACCAUCAGCACUCUGUCUGACCAGGUGAGUCAGUACCAGUGUCAGGGGAGAAGAACAGAUCGUCCCCAGUCGUCACAACGCAGUGUUUUCCUCAAAAUCAGUGUCACUGCUAAUCAGCCAAAGGCCACCCUGAGUUCAGACCAAAAGCACAUCUUGACAGGAGACAAUGUGACACUGACCUGUACUGUAGAGUCUUCUGGAUGGAGGUUUUACUGGUACAGACACAAACAAGACUCUGAACCAGUAGCUACAACCUCUGGAUCCUCCUACACACUCAGCCAGGUCAAUGUCUCUGAUGGAAGACAGUACAGGUGUAGAGCUGGGAGAGGAGACCCUGUCUACUACACCCAGUACAGUGAACCAGUCCACAUACAGGUUACUGUUCCUGUAUCCUCUACAUCAGUCCUAGUAGGAGUGGUUGUGGGUCUGGUUGUUGCUGCUGUUCUACUGACCAUCUUCUUGGUCCUGCUGUGUCGAGGUUCCUGUGGUAACAGAAUAUUCCGGCCCAUCCAUCCCCAGAGCACCAACCAGGACCCCCAACAGGACCAAGGAUCUACCCAGAUUCAGGCUCCUGAUGCUGGGUAUACAGGAAAUUUAAACAUCUACCAUCUGAUCCAUCACCCAGACAACAAUGAUAAUGAUUCUGCUGGUGUUUCUGCUGCUGAUGGGUCAGGUGAUGUGAAGUAUGACAAGAUUCAACUAAAGAAGUUGGACAAGAAAAGGAGAGAAAAGCCAGCUGAUCCAAAUAAAAAUACAGUCUACUCUGAGAUGAAGACAGUGAAAACUGCAGAAUCAACAACCCUGCCAGAGUCAGAAUCAGUUUAUUCUCCAGUAAAGACAUUCCCAGUCCAUAGUCCUUGAGGGAGAUGAACACAAUCAGUUGAGGAACAGGAACAACCAGGGAACAUGGAUGUGGUUUUUGUAACCACACUCUCCCUGUAAACACCGAAAUGUGACACAGACAUCACACACCCAGUCACAUAUGGACCACACACACAAUAAUGCCUUAUACAUGAAGGAUUUCUAUCAUACUAUGCUGUCAACUGAUACAAUAUUUUUAUUAUUCUACUUGU
Molecule: messenger RNA, 3818 nt
Organism: Esox lucius (northern pike)
Lineage: Eukaryota; Metazoa; Chordata; Actinopteri; Esociformes; Esocidae
Product: basement membrane-specific heparan sulfate proteoglycan core protein-like
Exons: 20
Coding region: 1-3606 (1201 amino acids)
Biological process (GO): cell surface receptor signaling pathway
Molecular function (GO): transmembrane signaling receptor activity
Source: RefSeq, a predicted model, not a curated record